AUGGAUGACUUUCCUGGCGAUGCCUUGCGGUGGUUCAGUGAGGAGCAUGACCUUGAUCUUGCCCUCGAUAAGGAUAUCACCCAUACUGUCAACUCACCGAUGAAGAUGCCACACCGAAAACUGAAAAGACCUUGCAUCAGGAGGACAUUGUCAUUGAAUUCUGCCACUUUCAUUCGACAACCAUCAUUCACUGCUUCGCACAAGAACCACCGCCAUUUUAGCCAAUCUCCCGUCACGUCCUCCUUCUUAACCAAUCUUCUCAUUCGAGAAUCGAAAUCUCGUCCGCUAUCGAGCCAAGCACAAGGCCAUCAUGCUUCUCAAUCAUCCUUUUGCAGCAUUGAUCCGGGUGCUCAACAUUACCAGGACCCAGAAGCGCGCCUCAAAUUGCGACUCUACCUAGCAUCCCCGCAUAAUUUUGACGAAGCCAUUGAAUUCGGCUUCCCGACUCCGGCUGAUGGCACAACAUCAGUGCGUCCCAGUUUACCGAAGCAGAGCUUAAAGCCACAAAAUAAUAGGAGAAAGCUAUAUACAGCUGUGGCUCAGAAUGCAGACCUCUGCACGGAGACCGAUGGUACUAUAUCUGACGCCGUACAGCCGUCCCAGCUCUUGGGACCUCCCAUCUCAAACAAGUCUAUCUCGCUGAGUGAUACGCAACAAUUUUGUGCUGUCGAUAGGGGAAGUGGCAAGCGGCUUGAUCCAAACAAUCGCGAAAUGACACUAAAGAUGACGUUGACACGGCCUGAUCUUCGAACAAGCUACUGGGAAGAUGUUCCAUCAGGUACCCCGAUGUCUAUCGAGUCACAUUCAGCAGAAGGAAACCCACAUAUUUGCAAUGCUGAUGAAAACAUCCGACACAAAAUGAGAACUGUAUGGUGCAAGCUUAGGGUAUGGAAAUAA
Molecule: messenger RNA, 897 nt
Organism: Aspergillus niger
Lineage: Eukaryota; Fungi; Ascomycota; Eurotiomycetes; Eurotiales; Aspergillaceae
Exons: 1
Coding region: 1-897 (298 amino acids)
Source: RefSeq, a predicted model, not a curated record